AAUAUUCUCAAAACUUAUUUAGUGAUGCCAUGUUUCAAACUUGAAUACCAUGGAAUGUGACUCCCGAACAUAAAAAACUUGAAAAAUAAAUUUCAGGUUUUUUUUCACCUAAGCAUAAACGCCUGAAGAUAUAAGCUUAGUACAUUUUUUGGAUGACCGAAAAUGGCCAUUUCAUGACCGAAAAUGGCAUUUUCAUGACCGAAAAUGGCAUUUUCAUUCCCCGUGACGGAGCUGACCCUGCGUGUGGGAGGCACGCCUCUCCCCAAACUGAAUACAAACUUCCCCCAAUUUCAUCAACUGCCCCCGCUGCCCUCGGUCGAUGUGGGCUCCCUUUUCCUGGAAGACAGAAAUUUUUACUAUGGUCAAGAUAAAUCAGGAACAGCCAGAAGAAGCAGCAACAAUGGCGAAAGGAACAACAGAAAACAAAGAACAUCCGCACAAGUCCGGAGAAAUAAUGCACAGCAAAAUGUUACCCCUAGGAGACAUAAACAAGGUACAAGCAUUGCUAGGAUCGUCAACAUUCAGAACGCUGAAAUAUCUUCCAAAGUCGAUGAGCCGAAAGAAAGGACAAAUGCUGACAUCGAAAAAGAAGUUGGAUCGGUUCGUUCGGAUCGAACUAAUCAUGACAAAACGACUAAAGCUUCUCAAUUUGAACGAAGAAAUGGUGAGCUACCGGUGAACCUGCCUCAACAAUUGCUAUUGACUCCAUUGGGGCCUCUGGAAUGGCGAGAGAUGGUCUCAAACUCCAAAAGCCCUCACUUUCUCCUCGUCCCCGCUACUCCCAUCAAAGCCACUUGGGUUGGAGGCGCUGAUACUGAAGUUGUACAGCCUGCGCCCCGCGAAGAAAGCCAUUCAGAGAACCAAAAAUCACCCAAUAUUGUUUCACCCCACCCAACAUUGCUUCAGCCCACCCACACAACAACCCACAUUGAAGUCGACGGUAUAAGAACGUACAGCACUAAGCCUAGCAGCAGAGAACAUGAUUUCGGAACGCGCGAGGGAAAACAAAAGGAAUUUUCUGCUUAUGAAUCAUCUUCUCAUCAGAACCCAAAUGAAAAUAAUCAAGGAAAUAUGGAAGGCCGAAAAGACAACGAAAUGUCCCUCCAUGAAAAUAACUAUCAGAAUCUAGGGCUGCACAGAGGAAAUCUACCGGGGGAAGUCAGUAGGGUUCGAGGACAUUUUCGAGAGGGCGACAAUUUUUCGAAUAGGUUCCAAAACCACGGCAAUAUGGAACGAGAUCCUCUUCAUCCCAAUCGAGAGGAUACCGAACAUUCCAAUCCAGGUUUUUUACGAAUUGAAUCUACAAAUCAUAGUAACCGAAGAAUUGACCACAAUGGCCCAGCCGUUUCAAACCCGAGUUUUGAGAACAUUGAAACAAUGUUCCGUGACAGCGGUGAGCAAGGUACCAUUGAAGAAUCUCGUGACCAUUUCCGCAGUGUAAGUCCAACCAAUAUCCAAUGGAGGGAUGAUGAGAAAAAACAUGGCAAUUACAGAGAAGUUGGUCAUGAGGGUUUACGGACAGGCAUAUCUGGUCAAGACAACAUGAAUUCUGACCGUGAACAGGACCAACGUGCACAAAUUUUUGGAAAACAAGAAGUAUACAAUCCUUUUAUCAAGACAGGAAAUUGGCAUGGAUUUUCAAAUGGCAAUGAUCAUAACAAUAGAGACAAUGUUUCAUGGGAAGAUCAUUCUACUGGAAAUAAGGACGGAUGGUUCGAUUCCAGCAAGGGCGAUCAUGAAGGACUAAUUGGGCGCCAUGAACAAUUGCACGAGACACAAGGAAGUAGUUUCGACGAAAGUCCAAUUACUGAAAAGAAAAAUUAUAUCAACUUUGUCCUUGAAAACAAUAAAUAUAUUACUGCUGAAAGAGAGAUGAACCAAAAAUCGGGAGGUUUCUCGUCCAUCACGGGGCUCAAAACUAGUGAUCACGGCAUAGGAAAUAAUGAAGAACAUUCAAAUGUCCAGAGAAAUAUUCAGUUGUAUGGCACUCCAUGGGAACACUCAUCAAAUAGACAUGAAAUCAAUGAGGGAUUCAACGAUCACUCAUCUUAUACACGAAGCCAAGGCCAACCACAAACUGAGAUUCGCAGGCUGCAAAAUUCCUACCGUCAAGAUGGUAAACUUACCAACGAUGAAAUAAUCAACAACACAGCUCUUACCACUCGCUACUCAAAGCGGCUUAGCCACAUAUCAGACGAUCAGUCCAUGCGACCUCUGCCACAACUAGCAACAGUUGAUUCUACACGUCAUUCGAACCAAGAGGUACAUUUGCAAAUUAACGAACCGAUGACUCCAAUAAACGCUCCUACGUCUUUUCAUGUUCAAACGUUUUCAAAGUUAGAUUCAGGUCUCAGAAAUUUGAAACAUCCAUCAGCAGUGCAUCACAAAAUGACAAGCUACUCCUCCGCGUCAGGAAUAAAUAUCGAUACCAGAAUACCGAGCCGAGAUACAGCCAGAUACACGUUCACGGAACGAGAUGCUGUCACUAAACAACACAAGACUCCGGUCACAAAUCCACAUACGGUGCGAAAUAAGGAAAAUUUUGAAAAAUUGUCGUUUCAAAGUGGAACGCCCCUGUCUAACUUUCGUGACGAAAAUGAUAAACAUACUCCACCUUCAUCAAUGCACAGUAUCCCACAGCCGAGUGGAUCGCACGGAAAUAUUGCGGCUGUUUCAAGUAAACGAGAGGAUACGGAGAGCCCCGACAAUGAAAAAUUAAAUUCAAAGGCCAUUUCGAACCUUCCUGGACAUCAAGACGUGUACCAAUAUGCAAGUAGCAUUCAUAGUUCAAACUUACAAAACUUCCAGCAUGAAGAACCUGAAGCCGUGAAUUUGUUUGAAGCAAUCCACUCGCUUUCGAGUAAGAUUCCGAUUACUUAUAUUCAGUACACGACACCAAAGAGUAUUAUUGAGGAAGGAAUAGGGAUGAAAGAUACUUUCGGACGUCCUCGUUUUGAACAAAAUCCAUUUUUCAAGAAUUUUGGCCCGUUCCCACAAUCGCAGCCAGGAAAUUACGGUACAACCCCACGUCCAGACGAUGCUGUGGUGACCGUAACACCUGCAGAUGUUCAAGUAAAUAGUACCAUUUCUGGAAAGAGUUCGUCACUGACUUAUCCAGAUGGGGUUUAUUUCAUUCCUAUGGAUAUUUCAGAACAAAGUUCGAAUGAUGAAGUUUCUACAGUACAGAACUUUGGAAAAUCCAAACCAGAGAAUAAUUCAGCUUCGACCAACUCCACUUCAUUGACAACCGAAGAAAAUGGAAAUUCGAAAAACGCAAAGCAAGGGAUUUUAGGAGACAUUGGCAAGAACGAUGGAUCUUCAGGAAGUGUUUUGAUCAGAAAAAAUAUUAAUAUUGGAAGAAGAGUGAUUGGUGGUGACGAAACUGCUGCCGAACUCCACAGCUUCGAAGACGAACAUCAGUUAAAUUUUAAUCAGGAGAAUGAUAUGAAUUUUGCUCCAAAUCUCUCUGGUCCAAUUAUUAGGAACAAGACUCCUAACAUCAUCGAUGAGAAAGACGAAGGACAUAUGACGCCUACCAAUGGAACCUCACGCGACGCAAAGUUGGACAAUAAAGCAGACGAUCCAGAUGGUGACAGCAGAGUGUGGGGCCAUCGAACUGGAGGAGCACUGCUAGACGCCCUCGUAACGUUCGUGAAGAAGGCGAGCGCCGACAAACAAAGCCUACAAGAGAUGUUGCCCCCAUUCAGUGUGCUUGAAGUUGGUGUUGGAGAGUUGCUGGUAAGCCCGACAUUGUCAGCCGACGCCCCAGACAACAGCACAUUCACAGGCACAGACGCCGCGACCGACAGUUCUGCGUUCACUUCUAUGAUGCAGCUCGGUAUCGUCCUGGGCGUGGUGGUGGUGGUAGCAGUUCUUCUGUUUCACGCCCCGCGCAUGCGCCGUGAGCUCUGCAGCUCCGAGAAGCGGGAACGUCUGCGGCGACUCAAGCAGCGCUAUGCAGACGACAACGUCUCGUCCUCGUCUAUUGAGUUCAGUUCAAUGGGCAGAAAAUCCUACAAGAACACAACAGGCAUGCAUGGCUACGGAGACGAUGGGCGAAGCCAAGAAGAUAAAAGCGAUGGUGAAAGCCAUUAUGCUAGAGUUAACGAUGUUAACCUUUAAAGUGGAUGUUAUGGCCAGACGACAACGUCUCGUCUUCGUCUAUUGAGUUCAGUUCAAUGGGCAGAAAAUCCUACAAGAACACAACAGGCAUGCAUGGCUACGGAGACGAUGGGCGAAGCCAAGAAGAUAAAAGCGAUGGUGAAAGCCAUUAUGCUAGAGUUAACGAUGUUAACCUUUAAAGUGGAUGUUAUGACAUGCUUAUAGAUUGUUAGAGUUAACGAUGUUGACCUUUAAAGUGGAUGUUAUGACAUGCUUAUAGAUGGUUCAUGGUUAGACAAUAUUCAUCGUUGGAAGUUCCAAUCUAGCGGUUAAUUCUACGAAACGAUACUCUGAAAAAAGCAAACAGUAAUAAAUUAAUAAAAUGGGAUUUCUAUUUUGGUAUACCGUACAACAGAAUCUUUUCUACGAACAUUUCCUACAGUUUCUUGAAAACAGUGUCGAAAACGGCUAAGACGGUUAUCCGUAUACCUGGUGCGCGGUUUUAAGCUCAUUUUGAAUUUGCUAGUUCCGUCUUUCUUUUAACAUCAUUUUCCGUUGAAAUCAAACAAAAAUUUUGAAAUAUUUUCUAUUUCAAUUUAUGUAUGAACAGCUGUCAUUACAAGAUGCAA
This is a messenger RNA of Hyalella azteca, 4730 nucleotides long. RefSeq names its product probable serine/threonine-protein kinase DDB_G0282963. Lineage: Eukaryota; Metazoa; Arthropoda; Malacostraca; Amphipoda; Hyalellidae. The transcript has 5 exons. The record is from RefSeq and is a predicted model, not a curated record. The coding region runs from base 205 to 4122 and encodes 1305 amino acids.